Molecule: messenger RNA, 863 nt
Organism: Cloeon dipterum
Lineage: Eukaryota; Metazoa; Arthropoda; Insecta; Ephemeroptera; Baetidae
Gene: Lipt2
Product: Lipoyl(octanoyl) transferase 2
Exons: 3
Coding region: 165-863 (232 amino acids)
Biological process (GO): protein lipoylation
Cellular component (GO): mitochondrion
Molecular function (GO): lipoyl(octanoyl) transferase activity
Source: RefSeq, a predicted model, not a curated record
GCUGACAGUGAAAAUUUAGUAAUCGUUAGUAAUGUCAAAGCUCAAGCCAGUGUGAGCCAGUGUCAUCAGAACUACAUAUCUACAUAGCUGCGAUGCAGUUUUCCUCGACCUUAAGUUAUAACAGCACAAGGAAUAUAAUCUCAUAGAUACAUAAUUUUAUAAAGAUGCAACCCCUUCUACGCUACUGGGCCGCUGGAUCAAUCAGAUAUGACAAAGCGUAUAAAAUUCAGAAGGUGCUUGCUGCUCGCCACCAGACACAGAAGGCACAAAACGUGAUUCUUCUUGUUCAACACCCCCCAGUCUACACCAUCGGAAUCAGGACAAACCCUUACCCGUUUGACGAGGAGGAGCGGCUGAGGCGCCUGGGUGCUGACUUCCACCGAACCAACCGCGGAGGUUUGAUCACCUUCCACGGGCCCGGCCAGUUGGUCGCCUACCCCAUUGUCAACCUGAAGGAAUUGAACCUAGGCGUCCGCAGCUACGUUUGUUUAAUAGAGAAGGCAGUGAUGCGGACGUGCAGACACUUUGGGGUGGACAGUGUCCGUACUUCAAUGGAGCCAAACGAGACCGGUGUUUGGGUCAACAAUGCUAAGAUCUGCGCAAUAGGGGUUCACGCCAGCCGGUUCAUCACCAGUCACGGUCUGGCCCUCAACUGCAACACGGAGUUGUCCUGGUAUAGACACAUAGUGCCCUGCGGCCUAGUCGGAAAGGAGGUGACGUCGCUCACCAAGCUGCUUGGGCAGAACGUCACCGUGCAGCAAGUCGCCCCUGUUCUAGUCCGAGCUUUUUGCGAUGAGCUCAACUGCACUGCUAGCAACUUCACGCACGAAGAGCAACAGGAGAUUUUGAAGGAAAUUUUGUGA